Cottoperca gobio is the source of this 6793-nucleotide messenger RNA. It is a transcript of the gene unc5a, whose product is annotated as unc-5 netrin receptor A. Gene Ontology annotation, cellular component: membrane. The record is from RefSeq and is a predicted model, not a curated record. Gene Ontology annotation, molecular function: protein binding; netrin receptor activity. Gene Ontology annotation, biological process: netrin-activated signaling pathway; anterior/posterior axon guidance. NCBI's taxonomy places the organism in Eukaryota, Metazoa, Chordata, Actinopteri, Perciformes, Bovichtidae. Bases 513 to 3260 code for a protein of 915 amino acids. The transcript has 16 exons.
UCCGCUCCAGGUUUUGCUGCUCCGCUCAUCGCAGCGUACUGACUCUCACCAGUCCAGCAUUGCUGUGCAAGCAGAUGUUCUUCCUCUGGUGCCAAUUCUUACCAUUUUCGCAUUUGGAGAAGGUUUUCUUUCGCACGAAGGCUGCAAAGUGACUAGAAGCAACAGAAACUGCCUCCCUCCUCGGCUCAGUGAGAGAGGGAGAGUUGUGAACGGAUAGCGGCUUUGGAGAAAUACAGUAGCAUACAGUAAAAAAAAAAAACACGGCGGCGAGCAAGGCAGCAGUUUAUUUACCACACCUGUGAUGCGUUGUUCAGAGCAACGAAGACGCACCGCCGGGAUACUGAUGGCCACGAUACGGCAGGAGGAUAUGUGUUGAGGAAAAGACUUGGGCGUUGUGAACAAGGCGUUAAGUGCUACAGAGGACACUCUUCGGACGUUAAAAAGCCCAUUGUGCCGGUGUUUCUUCUCUGCUCCCUGCCUUUUGAAACUUAAGCGAUAAAAAAAACACGAAGAUGCCCUUACUUCUGGGCCCCUUUGUCCGCUGUAGGUUCAGCGCUACGCUCCUUGUACUCUGGCUCGUCUUCGCCGGCUUCACCUGCACUGGCUCGGAGCACGCCACAGCAACGCUUCCCGCCGCCUUCAAUGACUUGUUACCUCACUUUCUGGUGGAGCCAGAGGAUGAGUUCAUAGUGAAGAACAAGCCGGUGACGCUGACCUGCCGCUCCACCCCGGCCACGCAGAUCUACUUCAAGUGCAACGGCGAGUGGGUUCACCAGGACGACCACUUGAUUGAGCGGACUAUUGACCCAGCCACAGCGCUGCCAAUCAUGCAGGUGACAAUUGACAUAACCAGACAGCAGGUGGAGAAGAUCUUCGGUCUCGAUGAGUACUGGUGUCAGUGUGUCGCAUGGAGCACCACCGGAACCCAGAAGAGCCAAAAAGCGUACAUCAGGAUUGCUUACCUGAGAAAGAACUUUGAGGAGGAGCCGCAGGGUAAAGAGGUAGCAUUGGACCAGGAGGUGUUACUGCGCUGCCAUCCCCCCGAAGGAGUGCCACAAGCCGAGGUGGAGUGGCAGAGAAACGAGGAUGUGAUCAACCCGGGGAACGACCUUAAUUUUUUCAUCACAACUGACCACAAUCUCGUCAUCAAAAAAGCACGGCUGGCGGACACAGGAAACUACACGUGUGUGGCCAAAAACAUCGUCGCUCGCCGCAAAAGCACCUCUGCCACGGUCCUUGUCUAUGUCAACGGCGGCUGGUCCACGUGGACCACCUGGUCGUCCUGCAGUGCUGUGUGUGGGCGUGGCUGGCAGAAGAGGAGUCGGAGCUGCACCAACCCCACGCCACUGAAUGGAGGCACAUCCUGUGAGGGGCAGAACGUCCAGAAAAGUGCCUGUGUGGCCACCUGUCCAGUGGACGGAGGCUGGAGCGAGUGGAGCAAGUGGUCGGCGUGUGGUGCAGACUGUUCGAUGUGGAGGAGCAGGGAGUGCACGCAGCCCUCGCCUGGCACCGGGGGAAAAGACUGCCAGGGGCUCGACCUCCAGUCUCUCAACUGUACCAGCGAGCAGUGCCCACAGACUGUGAGCGGGGCCGAGGACGUGGCGCUCUACGUGGGCAUGGUGGCGGUGGCUCUGUGUCUGACUCUGCUGCUCAUCGUAGUGGUCCUGGUGUACCGGCGCAAGAAGGAGGACCUGGACUCCGACGUGGCGGACUCCUCCAUCCUCACCACUGGCUUCCAGCCCAUGGGCAUCAAGCCCAGCAAGCCAGGUGUGUGGGCACCGCGGCCACGCAGGCCUCCCCCCCACAGCAAGAAUUCCCAUUUGCUCACCAUCCAGCCUGAUCUAACCACUACCACCACCAGUUACCAAGGCACCCUACGCUCUCGCCACGAUGCCACUGGGAAGUUUUCAAUGACCAACGGGCCUCUGCUGGACCCGCUACCCAACGGCUCGCACACUCUGCACAACGGCAAGCUGAAAUCAGACCCUGCUGAGUUUGUGAGCAGGCUGUCCAAUCAGACCUACUUUAAAACGCUGCCCCGCGAUGUAGCUAACACUUCCUACGGUACCUUCAACUUCCUGGGAGGGAGGCUGACGAUCCCCAGCACAGGAAUCAGUCUGCUCAUUCCUCCCGAGGCCAUCCCAAGAGGAAAGAUCUAUGAGAUUUAUCUCACUGUUCAGAGGAAGGAAGAUUUAAGGUUACCCCUGGCCGGCUGCCAGACCCUGCUCAGCCCCGUUGUGAGUUGUGGCCCUCCUGGGGUGGUCCUGAGCCGGCCAGUUAUCCUCAGCAUGGACCACUGCUCUGACGCAUGCCUCGAUAACUGGGCCGUCCGUCUCAAGAAGCAAAACUAUGAGGGCACUUGGGAGGACGUCCUACUGAUGGGGGAGGAGCUGGUGUCGGAGCCCUAUUACUGCCAGCUCGAGGCCGAGACGUGCCGGCUUUUCUCAGAGCAGCUGGGCACCCUCGCCCUGGUGGGAGAGUCCCUUCACAUGGGCGCUGCCAAGCGCCUGAGGCUGGUGCUCUUCUCAGACGCGUACUGCUCCACGCUGGAGUACAACAUCAGGGUCUACUGCAUGGACGACACACAAGACGUCUUCAAGGAGGUGAUGCAGAUGGAGCGGCAGCUCGGGGGUCGGCUGAUUGACGAGCCUCACAUCCUGCUUUUCAAAGACAGCUACCACAACCUGCGCCUGUCCAUCCACGACAUGCCCCAAGCGCACUGGAGGAGCAAGCUGCUAGCCGGCUACCAGGAGAUCCCAUUCUACCACAUCUGGAACGGCUCCCAGCGGUACCUGCAUUGCACGUUCACUCUGGAGCGGCUCAGCCUCAGCACCUGCGAGCUCACCUGCCAGCUGUGCGUGUGGCAGGUGGAGGGGGAAGGACAGAGCUUUAGCCUCGACUUCAACAUUGCCAAGGACACCCGAGCUGUGGACGCCGAGUUUCUGCUAAUGGACAGUAGCGCCACAGCUCUAGCGGGGCCCAGCGCCUUCCAGAUCCCGUACCUCAUCAGGCAGAAGAUCUGCAGCAGCCUGGAUGCCCCCUGUCCCAACGGAGCCGACUGGAGAAUGCUAGCACAAAGACUUAAACUUGAGAGACACAUGCGUUUCUUUGCAUCCAAAGCGAGCCCAACCUCUGUGAUCCUGGACCUGUGGGAGGCACAACAUUUCUACAGCGGCAACAUCAACCAGCUGGCCACGGUCAUGGCUGACAUUGGCAAACAAGAAGCCAUGAUAUUCCUGGUCUCUGAUGGCGAGUGCUAACCCAGAAAAGGGGGAGAAACUGGUGCAGAGGAAAAGUACAGAACACAACAACAACAGGAAUCCACGAGCAGAGCUGUCCCCAUGUCCCUCUUCUUCACUUUAGAAGACAUAAGGGUUUAUGUAGGAUUCAGUCCCUAUAUCCCACCUAACAGAGUCAAAAUGUUUAAAUGACAAACCAAAUGAGAGUUGGGGAGUGUGUGGGAAAUGUAUUCAUGAUCUCAGUAAAGAAAAAAACCUUAAUUUUCAUUCAAAAUUCAAAGUUAGGUUGGGCCACAUUAAUUCUACUUAACAUAACAUUAAAUUAAAUUCAUGCCUUUUGUAUAAAUAAAUAACCAUUUAUGGCUAAUAAGGAGCAAUAUGCAAACGUGAUGAUAUUACUGAUGCCAAUAUUGCAAAUGUAAUGAGUAAUCUUUAAAAGGGAUGUGCCAGUCAUUUCAGGUUAAAGAGAGCAGGCGACAUAUGCAAUUGGCAUGUUGGUUAUAUGACAUAAUCUCAGACACUGAACAGAUUUUCAACAUCAGGGUCCCUGAACGCCCCUUCCCAAACCCAGUGAUAUGUAGGUGUACGUUAUGUGUGUUAUCGUUUGUUAAAACGCAUCAGACAGCUUGUAGCACAUCCUGGAUUUGCAGGGUUUAAAUUAGAUUGUAUGUCAGAGGUCCAAAAACCCAAGUCAUCUUGUUUGCGUUUUAGUGCAGCCGGUAUCACUACUGUGAAUGUAACAUGUUGACAUCUUGAUUCAGCGAGACGCUUCACAGCUUCCCUGCUUCUAAAUCAAUGUUUGUACGGUUUGGGUUCUUUGAAAUCUUUGAGGGAGGAGGGAGUAAUAUCUUCACUAAAGUAAUGUUUCAGAAGCCAUUUCCAUUCGAAGCCUGUGAUAUUUAAUGCGUCCAGUUUGUUUCACGUCUUUCAUUACCCCCCAGCCGUCCAUUGUGGCGUUUCUAGUUUUGAAUUCCACCACUAAUGAAGGAGCCAUAGGGCCGAAAGGCGUUUCCAGCUGCAUAUAUGUGAACACUGAAUGUCGUCAAAACUCAUUUCUGAAAUGACAUUUUCCCCCCGAUUACAUUAAUUCUGUAGCAGAGAUGAUGUUUAACAUAAAAGCAUGGCCAAAAGGGUUAUUAUCCCAUUUGAAUAAUGCAGAGCACUUUCCCCACACAAAAUCUGACAACAAAUUCUUCAAAAUCUUCAGCAGAUUACUGGCGUUGAAAGGGUAGUUGUGUCGCUUUGUUUUUAGAAUUCAUAAAGCAAUGUUGGUGGGAAUUCUGUAUUUGCUGUGUGGCAAACAGUAUUUCCACAUCAAAGAAACACCUUUUUUUCCUUUUUGUUAUUUCUAGCCAGAAUGGCAAAAAAAAAAAAAAAAGAUCCAGCAGAUUAAUGCAACAAACUAUAUACUGCAACCACGUAUUUGCUUAUUAUAUUUUGCGACUUUGCAUUAAUUUACACAGUUAUUAUAAUUUCUUUAUUAAUGGAUUUGUCAAGGUCUGGCAACAUUAAUACACAGAGUAUCUUUAAAGUCCACUGUUUCAGUAAUAAUGCUUUUGAAAAGGUGCGAGCAAUCCCAAAUUAGCCAUAGUUCUCUCUCCGUCUGCCUCAGGGUUGCAUGUGAAGUCUGUUGAAGCUAUAACGAGAGCCCUUUUCAUUUAAUCCCUUCUUAUUCAAACAGCUAGCACAGCCCAUCCCACCAGCUCCUGUGGCUUCAACCUUUAACACUAACUGGAGCCUCUUUUAUGAUUGUCAGAUAUUUAGAAUGUACAUUUAUGUUUCCGUGUAGUGGGGGAAAAGUCUGUUUUCUGUUCUCCUUUUUUUUUUUUUAUAAAAUCUUAGACGUUACAUUUUUGUGUGGCAUCUCGGCUCCUGUUGGCCCUUUUUUCCCCCCCCCCCCCUCCUCUUAAACACGCCUCCUCUUGACCGACAAGUUUUUACAAGCCCCAGUACGAUUUGAUGCGGAGAUGCCAUAAAAUAUGUUUCCCUUUUUUUUUAAUUAACAAAAAAAUAAAAACCUUAGAUCAAGCCCCUUUCAGAUAAAAUGGCGAUAUCACCUUAUAUAAAUCUUUUCAUGUUGAAAUGGAUCAUAGUCACAUGUAAUAUGUAAAUACUUUUUCUACCAGCCGUGUGCUGUCACUUUGCAUACUGUAUAUCAGCAGAAUUGGUAACCAAAGUUUUAUGAGUAUCAUUUGAGGCCACUACAUCCUCACGUUGUAUCCAUUGAAUAUCGUUUGUUUUACCUGCAGCUAGCAUAGAAUAAGUCAGAGUUGCGGACUUAAAGUCCUAAAUCCUUUCUUUCUCUCAUUUCCUCGCUUUUGUCUUUGAGGCAAGUAAAUGCUGUUUGUUCAAGCGGUAAUAUGUGUCGGUUUAUUUUAUCACUUUGUAAAGAAAUGUAAAUUAUAUUUUAAUAUGAAGCCAAAAAAAGACACUUAACUGGCGCAGCAUUUGUCGAGUCUAAACCGUGACGUGUUUGCCUAUAUACUGUUCUUUGGCGAUCUAGCAGUGAAGACUUUUUGCAGUGUUAAGGGUUUAGAGACUGUUUUACAGGAAGUUUCUAUACAUAUUUUGUUCGUCCUUACUCUGCAUAUGUCUACCUGAUUAUUUCUCUAACUGUAAGCAUUUAAAUAAAAAGGUGGAAAUAGUCACUAAUGCUUAGUGAGUCACUACACUGGGACUGUGUGGAGGCUAAUUUGGGGAAAGAGGACAUCAGUUCUUGGACACAGCACGUUUAGAUGAGCCAUGGCAGUUGUACAGUCAGACCCUGUGUGAGUGUGUGUGUGUGUUUGUGUGUAUGUUUGUGAAAUUUUGUCACCGCAGUCAUUGUCUUAGAUGUGUUGUCGAAGCACAUUUCAGUAAUGUAAUUCACCAGCCGCCAGGAUGUUCAGCAUCUAUCUUCACAUCUAACUUGUCCAACAAAUCUGAAAUUACUGUUCGUGUGAUGAAUACGGUUCCCUUCAUGAAGUCUGGGCCUGAUGGUUGUGUAAGACUUGUCAGUAACGCACGCUUUCGUUCAAAGGGUUGAUGAGUUCAUUCCUGAGUUAUGGGUAAAAUUGUUACAUCUCACAAUUGUACUUUGUGUCACUCAUUACUAUUCAGUGUCAAGGACGUGUGAGUGAGUGAGAGACUGGAUGUGUGCAUACCCCCCCGUCACUGACUGAACAAUAGACUUCUGUACUUGUGAAUGGUUUUUCUAUUUAGUUCCUUGAUUCAAUGUUCCUUGCCUUUCUGCAAGUCAAAAAUGCUGUAUUUAUUACAUGCCACAGCGCUUAUGCAAUUGUAUAAUCCUUGUUUUUUUUUUAUCUUGUGUUCCUUAUCGUCAAUGUAAAUUGUUGUCAAAACUUGUGGCAAUGGAGAAUCUUCUGCUUCAGGAGGUUUUCUGUACUUUUUGGACAAUGGUAUGGAUUUGUGGGUAGAAUUUUGGAAAUUCGUUUCUAAGUGCUUUCAAGUAUUUACUUGGCCUUAUGUAUAUAUAUAUCUAUCUAUGACAUUUCAGAAAGGUAUGUAUAGUAAUUCAACCUGAAAUUGUUGUAAAUAAAUUAUAUAUUGUUAAA